Molecule: messenger RNA, 1515 nt
Organism: Plasmodium inui San Antonio 1
Lineage: Eukaryota; Apicomplexa; Aconoidasida; Haemosporida; Plasmodiidae
Exons: 1
Coding region: 1-1515 (504 amino acids)
Source: RefSeq, a predicted model, not a curated record
AUGUCAGUCUCAGGGGCAGCAGUAGAAUGGAAAUUAACUUCUUGGAGCGAGGACAGCAACAGGAAAUGGGGAUAUCCAGCCCCCAAAGCCACAGGUGGGCAAUGUUCAUCGAGCAAAAAAUAUUGCUAUCCAAGACUUACUGCUUCAGGAAGUUCAAGGUGGGGGCAACUGGAUCAGUGGGUCACCAACAAGUUAUUGAAAAGUUCCCUUUAUAAAUGGGACCGGGACGGGUUCAAUGAGGACGCAACAACGGGUCUCCAGACUCAUAAAGAAUCUGAGAAACUAACUUGGGGGGAUUUCAUACACAAGGUUUUAGAAAAACUGAGUGCCGUACUCGUCUCAAGCCAGGCGGAAGCGCACAAAACCCUAAUCUGGACAAGGGAGGAAUGGCAGAGCUUUGAGGGACGGCAGCAAGCAUCAAUGGCCCCCCUGGAUGAGGUUGAGUCAGGUAGGAGAAUAUUAUUCGUGAUAAUGUGUAUAAUAACAGGAUUGAUAGAAGGGAGAGCGGGAAAGGACAAAAUUUUUCAACGAAGGGGACGGAUGUGUAGUACAGUCGAUAUGGCUUUAGAAUUCCCAAGGAGCAGCUGGGAGAUGUGGAUAAACCCCACAAGUGAUAGAAGAAAGAAUAGACAGACCGCGUGUUCAAGGACGGGUGGAUAUGACGGUUGUCAAGAGGCGUCAAUAGCAUUAAUCUUGAGUAUUUACUUUUCACUGAAGCAACUGUGCGAAGAGUGUGGGCCUUAUAGAUUGACUUAUUGGAUAAAGUCAGAUUUAGAUAGUGAAGGACCCGGAGGGGGACAAUAUUGUUAUUUUAAGGACGAACAAGAGAUUUGUAGUGAGGGUUCAUCCAAAGGAGACAGGGCACAAGUUUUAAUAACAAGGGAAGGGACAUUAGACGUCCUAGAUAGACCAGAAGUCGUGGAAGCUGCCAAGCGCUUAGCAGAUGAAAAUGAGGCCAGGGGGAAGGAGAGGGAGGUCGUAGUUCUGUUAGGGCCCACGUCAGAAGAGUGCGUUGAUGGUGACCGAGAAGAAAGAGCAAGUCAGUCCGAUCAAGAAGAUAUGACCCAGCAAUUGUCGACCAACCUUCCGCAAGAUUCGGAUGAGGGGGGGGCUCAAAAGAAUUCCAUCUUACCGAGCGACUCCGGAACACAUAUUCUCGCUUCCGAGCGCCCACGUAAGGAACAUGAGGAAAAGUUGAAGGGUUUAGUUUCGGGGGGCAGGCUAUUGAACGAUUCGUUUACACAGGUUUCGGGGACGACUGGGAAGGAGGUGGAGACUCCAAAAGGUCCCAGCUCAGUGGAUUCAACAGAGAAAGGAGCAAAAUCGGAAACGACCGAAGACUUCAUUUCCAGAUUAUUGAGCCAUUGGCCGUUAAUAGGAGGGGUAGUGGUUGUAAUCUGUCUGAUAGUGAGUAGCUGUUAUGGUUUAUGGAGAAUCUUUAAGGGUAGGAGGAGGCCAAAGAGAAGAGUCAAACCUUCAAGAGACAGGAUGAAAUAUGAGGUGGGUUAUAGAUAA